Boleophthalmus pectinirostris (great blue-spotted mudskipper) is the source of this 1416-nucleotide messenger RNA. It is a transcript of the gene celf6, whose product is annotated as CUGBP Elav-like family member 6. Lineage: Eukaryota; Metazoa; Chordata; Actinopteri; Gobiiformes; Gobiidae. Gene Ontology annotation, cellular component: nucleus; cytoplasm; ribonucleoprotein complex. The record is from RefSeq and is a predicted model, not a curated record. Gene Ontology annotation, molecular function: mRNA binding. Gene Ontology annotation, biological process: regulation of alternative mRNA splicing, via spliceosome; mRNA splice site recognition.
AUGAAGGACCACGACGCCAUCAAGCUUUUCAUCGGCCAGAUCCCCCGCAACCUGGAGGAAAAAGACCUCAAACCGCUCUUUGAGGAAUUCGGAAAGAUAUACGAACUCACUGUACUGAAAGACAGGUUCACGGGAAUGCAUAAAGGAUGUGCCUUUCUAACAUACUGUGCCAGAGAGUCUGCACUGAAGGCCCAGAGCGCCCUCCAUGAACAGAAGACUCUGCCAGGGAUGAACCGUCCCAUCCAGGUGAAGCCAGCCGACAGCGAAGGACGAGGAGAAGACAGGAAGCUCUUUGUGGGAAUGCUGGGCAAACAGCAGAGUGAGGAUGACGUGCGUCGCCUUUUCGAGACCUUUGGCCAGAUCGAGGAGUGCACCGUGCUGCGAGGGCCUGAUGGGGCCAGUAAGGGCUGUGCCUUUGUCAAGUUUUCCAGCCACGCAGAAGCCCAGGCAGCCAUCAACAGCUUACAUGGGGGACAAACUAUGCCGGGUGCCUCUUCCAGUCUGGUAGUUAAGUUUGCAGACACUGAUAAGGAGAGGACCCUGCGCAGGAUGCACCAGAUGGCCGGGCAGCUCGGCAUCUUCAGUCCCAUGACCAUCCAGUUUGGGGCCUAUGGCGCCUACUCUCAUGCUAUGAUGCAACAGCAAGCCGCCCUGAUGGCUGCCACACAAGGCUCGUACCUGAACCCCAUGGCAGCCAUCGCAGCAGCGCAAAUGCAGCAAAUGGCAGCUUUCAAUGUCAACGGACUGGUGGCGACUCCCAUGACUCCCUCCUCAGGCACCAGCACACCUCCAGGCAUCAGUGCCACUGCCGUCCCCAGCAUAGCCACGCCCAUUGGAGUGAAUGGAUUCAGUGCCCUCCCGCCACAAAGCAAUGGGCAGCCAACGUCCGAGCCCAUCUACACCAAUGGGAUCCACCCUUACCCAGCACAGAGUCCAACGGUGACUGACCCUCUCCAACAGGCUUAUGCUGGCGUCCAACACUACGCAGCAGCCUACCCUGCCGCCUAUGCGCCAAUCAGCCAAGCGUUCCCCCAGCAACCAACCAUCAUUCCCCAGCAACAGAGGGAAGCCUUCUCCUCACCACCACCACCACCCCAGCAACAGCAGCAACAGCAGCAGCAGACCUCCUCACAACAAAGGGAGGGGCCAGAAGGUUGCAACCUGUUUAUUUAUCACCUGCCGCAAGAGUUCGGAGAUGCGGAGCUCAUGCAAAUGUUCCUGCCUUUUGGCAACGUCAUUUCUGCCAAAGUCUUCGUGGACCGGGCGACCAAUCAGAGCAAGUGUUUUGGUUUUGUGAGUUUUGAUAAUCCGUCCAGUGCUCAAGCGGCGAUCCAGGCCAUGAAUGGUUUUCAGAUAGGCAUGAAGAGGCUGAAGGUACAGCUCAAGCGGCCAAAGGAUGCCAACCGACCUUACUGA